AUGGAAUUUACUGUAUGUCAAAUAUGCAUUACCAUCACCAAUGACAAUAAUGCAUCUUUUAGUUAUGGUCGUAGUGAAGGUACACCAACUGAAAAAGGAUUGCGCAUUGAUGCACAGGCUGCAUUGGACUAUAUUAAAGAGGAUGAAGUAUUUAAAGAUACAAAGCUUAUAAUUUACGGACAAUCAUUGGGUGGAGCAGUCGCAAUUGAUUUAGUCUCAAGAUAUGAAGAACAAGUAGACGCGUUAAUUAUCGAGAACACAUUUUUAAGUGUGCCAAAAUUAGUUCCACAUCUUGUACCACAGCUUCGUUACCUAACAUUUUUGUGUUUUCAAAUCUGGCCAUCAGAUAAAUCCAUAACAAAGAUUAAGCAAACGCCCAUUCUAUUUUUAUCAGGGAAAAAAGAUGAGAUUAUACCACAACAACAUAUGAAAUCGUUAUAUGAAUUAGCAAAACCAACAGGGGGGAAAGAAUGGAAAGAAUUUAACGAACUUACGAGGAUAUCAAAAGCAGCGGGACGAGAAAAUGAAAGAGCGAAUACCUUUCGGGAUGCAAGGGUCAUAUAUUUUAAAUGUUUAAUAGUUGUCGAUAAAUGGUCAGGCAUGAUAUUGUGGCGUGUUUACUGUCUUCGAUUGAAACUUUAUAAUCGUGACAUUGAUAGCUGGGCGCUUUCAUUGAUAGGGAUAAUCUAUUUUAACAUUGAAAUUUUAUUGGAGAAACCCUGCCCUUACAUAAUUCAUACAGAUCAUCAAUCUAAAAAGUUAAAGAUAAUCGACUUUAGCCUUUUUUAUGGAGAGGCUAAAGAUGUAGCGGUAGUUCAUGGUAGUUUCAUGUGCAAAGAAGCAAAGUAUGAUAAUAUCUUUACUCAGAGAACUAGUACCUUUAAAAGAGAUAUUGUUAAAUGUCAUAAAGAAAAAGAUCGAAAACACCAAAGAGCAAAACAACAAUUCAGAUCUAUAUUAACAGAUCAGCUAUUUGAAAGUGAUCUUAAAGUUAUUCAUCAAAUAAA
Molecule: messenger RNA, 1007 nt
Organism: Scutellospora calospora
Lineage: Eukaryota; Fungi; Glomeromycota; Glomeromycetes; Diversisporales; Gigasporaceae
Source: the annotation of a GenBank genome assembly